Messenger RNA from Acanthochromis polyacanthus (spiny chromis), 3904 nucleotides. Its product is annotated as C-1-tetrahydrofolate synthase, cytoplasmic-like. Gene Ontology annotation, biological process: tetrahydrofolate interconversion. Bases 92 to 1060 code for a protein of 322 amino acids. Gene Ontology annotation, molecular function: methylenetetrahydrofolate dehydrogenase (NADP+) activity; methenyltetrahydrofolate cyclohydrolase activity. Lineage: Eukaryota; Metazoa; Chordata; Actinopteri; Pomacentridae. The transcript has 12 exons. Gene Ontology annotation, cellular component: cytosol. The record is from RefSeq and is a predicted model, not a curated record.
UGGACAGAAACACCCACAGAGUCAACCCAGGAAUGAAUGGCAAACAUCUGCUGCAGCUGUCCGUCACUGCGAUUCUGCUCGACGCUCAGUCAUGUUGUCCUUGGCCACCCUCUCACUCCGUCUCGUGGCCUCUGGUUGCCAAGGAAGCAGGCGAUCAGUAGCAACCGUCGUCUCCGGCAACAAGACAUCCAAGUUGGUGAGGGAUAGACUGAAGACAGAGGUGGAGAGGAUGAGGGGUCAGUUCUCAGGGUUCAGGCCCAGUCUGGUUGUGUUACAGGUGGGAGACAGAGACGACUCCAACCUGUACAUCAGCACCAAACUGAAGGCUGCAGCCGAGAUUGGGAUCAAUGCCAAACACGUGCGGCUGCCGAAAACAGCGACGCAGGAUGAGGUUCUGCAGAGCAUCAUGUCCGUCAACGAGAACGCGUCGGUCCACGGUCUAAUCGUCCAGCUCCCUCUGGACUCCGUCAACCGCAUCGACAACGAGCUCAUCACCAACGCCGUCAGUCCAGAGAAAGACGUGGACGGUCUGAGUUGUAUUAAUGCAGGGAAGUUGUCUCGAGGUGAUCUGAACGACUGUUUCAUCCCCUGCACCCCCAACGGCUGCAUGGAGCUCAUCAGACAGACAGGUGUGUCGGUGGCGGGGAAACAUGCGGUCGUGAUCGGUCGCAGUAAAAUCGUCGGCGCUCCGAUGCACGACCUGCUGCUGUGGAACCACGCCACUGUGACCACCUGCCACUCAAAGACACCAGACCUACCUGAGCAGGUGGGUCGGGCUGAAAUCCUGGUGGUGGGGGCCGGCAGAGCAGAGAUGGUGAGAGGAGAGUGGGUGAAGGAGGGAGCUGUGGUCAUCGACUGUGGAAUCAACUACAUCGCAGAUGAGACGAAGGCAAGCGGGAAGCGGGUGGUUGGAGACGUCCACUACGCCUCAGCCAAAGAGAGAGCAGGAUUCAUCACACCUGUUCCAGGAGGGGUGGGACCCAUGACAGUGGCAAUGCUCAUGGAGAACACGGUGCAGAGCGCUCAGCGUUUCCUCCUGAAGAGUCAGUCUGGAAGGUGAAACGCCGACACUGACAGGCAGAAAGGUGUGUUCAGGUGAGCAGGAGGAAUCAGUGAUGGAAGACAUAUUCAUGACAUCGUCAGAUUUGAACAAAUACCCUGUCUCAGAGGCUGAUUGUCGUCAGUUCUCUGUUCCACAGCUUCAAUGACCUCCUUUUAUUUUCUGCUUAUUUGUUUCACAUUCUCUUUUACAUAGUUUAUUUUUUAAUCAGUGUUUUUCUGCUUCUGCUCUGGCCUCCUACAUUCAUUAUACAUUCUUGUGUUCUUCAAUUUAAUUGAUUGAUUAAUUUAUUAUUCACAUUAAUCUGCACAGAAAACAUGAUUUAAACUAGAAGGCAUGAAGUUUAGAGACUUAUUUAGCUUUCAUUCAAACAAAAUAGCAUUAUAUCUUUACUAUUGUCACUUUUAAAUGCACCUUUGAGUUUACAUACUGCUGUUUACUGAAACCCUCCAUGCUGUUCUGCUUUUUCAUGUUUCCUUUCAAAAUGAUAAGCUGUGAAAAGUUUGCCUCUAUAAAAGGCAUUCAGGUAACGUAGCUAUAGAGUCAAAAAGAUGGUGCUCGGAGGAGGUUGGGGUGGAUGGUUGGGUCAACCAGCUACGAUGACAUACAGUACUGAAGCCAAACCUGAACUCUCCCUAAAGGUCUCUGCACACUGUGGAACUCUAGCAAUCUUAUAAAGUCACAACUUGCUACACUGUACGACAUGAAUCUACAAGUCUUCCGGCAUGAAGUUUGUUCAUUGCAGAUUGCACAAUGAAAGCGCAGUUGAAUCGCAGCCUUCGAUGUACCUGAGUCGACAUGAAUGAGCAAGAAUAAGUCAUAGGCGUGCGCCGUCCAUCCAUGAAAAUUAAAUAACCGAAGCAAAACAUAGAGAGUCACAUUAUUUAUGAUCUAGCUUACAGCCAUGGCCAUAAGUUUGGACACAAGUACCAUGACGCUUGUGAAUCUUAGAAAAUACCACAAAAUUGUCACUUACAAUACAGUACACAACUCCUGAGAACUAUAUUAAGUUUCAUAUUUAAAAAAAACAUCAAAAGAGUUUGGUGUCAUUUUGUUAUUCUUACCAAAUUCGGUUGUGAAAGUACUGCAUUUUUUUUGUUAUUUUCUUCUAAUAUUAUGUUUUGGGAACAAAGUUGUUCCAAUUGUUGGAAUUUAUUGAUAAUAUUAUAUCUCUUGUUGAUUUGUUGACUAGUUAAACUGGUGCUGUCAAAAAAUAUUAGUUAUGUUCUGUAAUAGACAUCAAAACAGACAUAGUAAAUCAUGCUGUGUCCAAACUUAUGGCCAUGGCUGUAAGUGCUGUGGACACUAUUUACAGCAGUGUGUGUGUGCGUUUGCUAGCUGCUAAUGUUAGCUUACUAACUUGGGAACUGCAAUUCCCCCGCUAUAUCCUUCCAUGCAUCGUCCUUUAUUGCCCGGUUGUGGUAUGAGCUGGAGGACACGCCAAAACAGUGUCUGCUGCCACAACUCUGCUUGACUGUCUUUGCUUAAAUCCCACAUACUUGUUUUGAUGCAUUUUGCCAUUGUCACCACAAACCAUCUAUAUGAGUUUAGCGCCAGUACAUCAAUUCAUACUGCAUUUCUGUUGGUUAGUUAGAUGUCGUAGGUCACAGCAGUAGUCACACUGUGAGACAAUAACCCCAAGUUUCUGACACUGUCAGAAUUUUAUUGCAGCUUGUCUUUGGUUGCAAGACCAUAACAGCGGCCGUCCUUGAACCUGUCUCUCUGUGCGACGCAGGUUUAAAGCCAAGACCAAAGAUAUUGCCACAAUUCUCUCACGAUUGUAUCUCCUUACCUCUGGGGCUUCAGGUCUGUGGGUUCUCUAUAGCAUCUUGAGACAGUUUGACCUGUAAUUGGUGCUAUAUAAAUAAGAUUGAAAUGAAUUGAAUGUUUUGUCUGGGACGGCUGAAAGUCGCACAGUGUGUAGUGGCCUUAAGGCUGCAUUCAGACCACACACUGCACGAUUUGGAAAAUAAUGACACAUCACACACUAAAUAAUGUUAUUAAGCUUGUCGUGCCAGAAGAAGCAGACAGGGAGUACCGCCUCACGGGAUCUCACAGGGAAACAGAUGUAAACAAAAUGGAGACUGUGGUGGAACAAUCUGCUGUAACAUUAAUAAUAUUUUAGCUCAAAAACAUUCAUGUCUUCUUACUUAUGCAGUAGUUUUGAGUUCUCCUCACCUUAUGUCUGAACUAAAGAAUUCAAAACUACUACUACUAAUAUUUUGCCGUGAGAAAAGCAACAAAAGCAGCAUGUGUCUGAAUUAUAAAAUGUUUGGCAAGAUGUGGUCUAUGCGGUUAAUCUACUCUUCAGCGAAGACAAGGGAUGAGAUUUUGACUCAGUUUUAAUAUCUUUAGAUAAUAUUAGUCUCAAGGAGUAGAUUAUUUAGUGUUGGGUUAGGGUUCGGCUGCUGUGGUAACAGUAACCACCCUGAUUUUUACUCCUCAAUAUCAAACAUGUUUGAUAUUACUGAGGUAACCCCAAUUCAGUUUGGGAGGUUUAUGACUGUACCGAUGAAACUUUACCAAAUAAACUGGAUCAGACAAAGAUCCUUUGUCAGAUUUCUGUUCAGAACGAAGAUUUGCUGUAGUCUGAGCCAAGUGUAAACACAACAAACAGUUGAUUUAUAACUGUUUGUGUAGUUUAUGCUGCUGCGGGUUUAACUUUAUUUUCCUUCUUCAGAAUCUAGAAUGAACCAAAGCAAAGCCUCAGUUUCCCUUAAUUUUUAUAUAUAAUAAUGAAAACAAAUAGUUCUUUUCUCAUUUUAAAACUAAUAAAUCUUGUAAUGCUACCUUAAUAAAAGCUGAGCGAUUUCUCUAUUUCUUAAUAAACAUGCUGAUUUCUCA